GGAAGAGGCAGUGAGUUGCAGAUAGUCAGUGUAACUCUUAUGAGAUGGAAGCUAACAACGUAAUCGCACCAUUCAUUAUGAAGACUUAUCAGAUGGUCAACGAUCCGACGACCGACGGUUUCAUCAUAUGGGGCAAAGCCAACAACAGCUUCAUCGUAAUCGACCCAAUAGAUUUCUCACAAACAAUCCUCCCUGCAUACUUCAAGCACAACAAUUUCUCAAGCUUUGUCCGUCAGCUCAACACAUAUGGAUUCAGAAAGGUUGAUCCGGACGGGUGGGAGUUUGCGAACCAGUGGUUUCUUCGUGGACAAAAGCAUUUGUUGAAGAACAUCACAAGGAGGAAGCACAGUAGGGUUCACAAGCAUGGAGAGGAUGAUGAGGAGGAGGAGAAGAUAUUGAUGACGGAGAUUGAGAGGUUAAAGAGAGAACAGGAGGGUUUAGAGCAAGAGCUUGAAGGCAUGAACAAGAGGUUAGAGGCAACGGAGAGGCGCCCACAUCAAAUGAUGUCGUUUUUGUGUAAAGUUGUGGAUGAUCCGGACAUUUUACCACGUAUGAUCCUUGAAAAAGAGAGCACCAAUGGGUUGACUGAGAAAAAGAGACGUCUUAUGGUAUCACCAUCACCGUCAUCAUCAGCAAUGGCAGUAACAAAUUCAGUCAAGAGAGAAGAUGAAGUGCAUGGUGCAAACCUAGGGGUAAUUUCGUCAAUAUCUUCACCAGACGCUAAUUUCGGCAUCGACACGUUUUGCUCUACGGCGUGUUUGAGCCAAAGGGAAGUUAUGGGUCGGCCACUAAUCACUCAAGAAGGUUAUAACUACGCGGCCGCCAUUCCUAGCCGGGCUUUGCCGGCUUCUGCUGCUGCCACAGUGGGUGGUUUUAUGGUGGCGUCACCGGUGAAUAAUGUUUCACGGUGUGAUAAUAGUGGUGGAGAUAUGGGUUAUAACUUGGCAGCAAUGGCUAGUGGGGUGGAGGAGAGGCCACCGCCUUAUCCAUUCUCACUGUUUGAAGGUGGCUUUUAGGUGCUUCACAAGAUUUAUCAUGGAUUCUAUGUUUUGUGUAAUUUAUUUGAAUUUCUUUCUUUUAUAGUUUUUGCAUUAGUCUCUGCCCAUAAAUUGUUGUU
This is a messenger RNA of Cornus florida, 1117 nucleotides long. Its product is annotated as heat stress transcription factor C-1. The transcript is spliced from 2 exons. Lineage: Eukaryota; Viridiplantae; Streptophyta; Magnoliopsida; Cornales; Cornaceae. Gene Ontology annotation, molecular function: RNA polymerase II cis-regulatory region sequence-specific DNA binding; DNA-binding transcription factor activity. The record is from RefSeq and is a predicted model, not a curated record. Gene Ontology annotation, cellular component: nucleus. The coding region runs from base 45 to 1016 and encodes 323 amino acids. Gene Ontology annotation, biological process: regulation of transcription by RNA polymerase II.